GGCGGCAGAACUUUGCCCGGAAAGUUUGCGUCGUGGCUGUGAAGGGGUUUUGGACUUUAUAAUGUACUACUUAUACAAAUUCAGACAACUUUAUAUUGCCGAUUCGCUGGACAGUAGCUACACUUGAAGAAACAAAUAAAACUAACAUCGUUAUCUAAACUUUACUGCGGAUAUACUGGCAGGGUGCAGAUGGCAGACCCUGUGUUUCUGACAGCAUCACCCCUCUAACAAGCGCCAUGGUUUCCCGAGAGGACCGAUCAGUGAGGCUGGCCGCCUUCAAUGGUGACAUCCUCUCCUUCCAGCUGACAUACGGCUCACCCAGGGAGAAUCAGACUCGAGGCGGCUCGGAGCUGACAUACAGAAGGAUGUCAUUUGAAAGAGAUUCAAGGCUAUUCUCAGUCAGAAGUGAAGGCGCAGCUCUCAUUACCAAAAGCAGCUCUUCAGAUGUUAAUUUGGUUUGUUGUGCCCCUGCUCUAGACGUGAAAAGUGGACAAAUGGUGCCUUGCAUUUUGCUCAGGAAACGUCACAGAAAAUCUACUGGAUUUAAAUAUGUGUUUUUUAUUUUGUGCAGCUCUGAUUCUUUAGAACCUCAUCUGGAGUUCAAGUUGCCUUAUAAAAUUACAGACAAUGUCACAUUUUUGCAGGGCCCUACAGUGUUGUGGAGCCAUGAAGGAACCAUUUUCUAUACCUCUUUGGAAGUUUGUGAGGUUAGAAAACUCCCCAUUGAACUGUCAUCCAUAAUUUUUAUUGGGGAGCUACCUGCUGACUGUAGGAAGAUAAUCAUAUUGGGUUCUCAGAAAUCCACAAAAGAAGCACUCAGUGGCCACUUGGAGGUCAUGUGGCCACACCAAAGCCUUGGAUACCUUCUAGAGGAUGAAAAACUAUUUGAUGGAGAGUGGAUAUUACCUCAUGCAUACAGCUCUGUAGCCAAGUGCAUCUUUUUCAUCUCAGCCAAAGCAGUCAACAGUGGUUUCAAGUCGACGGUGGUGGCGGCAACCAGUAAAAAGCAGCUGGUGUGGUUUGAAAGUGGAAUCCCCAAAGAUGUGUGCCAGCUCCCCUUUGAGGAACCCGAGAGCAUACAAAUGGCGGACACAGGCAGGGAUGGCUGUCUUUUUAUUGUCUCCUUCAAACAAGGACGGUUCUGCAGCGUUUGGAGAAACUCUUUUCAGGUGGCCCGCUGCUGGGAGGAUGUGAGUUCAGUCUUUGUGGAUGACUUUGUGGGCUGUGGAACCGACCAGCUGCUUUUGCUCUCCGAGGAACCCAGGCCACCGCAGUGCAAACUGACAAACUUCACCAUCACUGACCUAGGGGAUACUACCUACACAUCCAGACUGGAGGAGAGCGAGACCCUGAAUGCAGCUGAGACUGCUCAAGAGAACUUUUUGCUCACUGUCCAAGCAUUAGAAUCCAGACUACAGAGCGGCGUGACCUUGAUCCAUGACCUUCAGAGGGAGCUGGAGGUGAAAGAUAGGGUCCUGCAUCAGUCGGUCCAAGCCCUGGUCGAUGCUGUCUCGGGAAGAGAGCAUCAUUUGUCCAGGACAUACCAGGAGGGCAUGGUCUCCCUGUGGGACGAGGAGGAGGAGGAGGAGGAGGAGGAGGAGGAGGAGGAGAGGGAAGAACGCUCAUCCAAGGAAAUGUUUUUGACGCCCGUGACCCUGCCUGCUCUUGUGGAGAAGAUCUGGCAGCGAGUCUUUGAGGACCAGUUUGUGGUGGGCGUGGUGCUGACUCCAGAGGCUGCCUCGUCAGCAGAGAGUGUGAGUGCCUCACUCCUGAUAGAAGAUGACCAAGGACCAUUCCCUCAUGUUCUCCAAAGCUACAGCAGGACCUUUAAGUCCUGUCACUCCCCUCUUCUGGCACACAUCCCUUUGCAUCACCAAGAGCCAAUGGUCAAGCGGAGGAGGCAGGAGCGGGCAGAUGGAGCAGAGAGUGUUGAUGUUCAGAAAAUGACCGUGACCGUUGUCACUGAUCUGGGACCAGUGCUGGCCUCUGCAAGACACAGGUGCGCUGUCUUGCUCCAUGUUGUCCAUAAAGAAGAGGAUGCCUCUUGCUGGAAACCCGGAGGACCAGUGUUGACCCGGUGCGGUCACGUGACGCUGGACGUCAAGGUGCUGUCCCAGGGAAAAUACCUCCCUCAGAUGCUCAACAGCAGCACAUUCACCACAGAAGAGUCUUCUGAAGAUCUCCUCAGCCUUCUCACCAUGUUUGAGUCCUGGUCCUUCUAUCUGUGGUCUGCUGAGCACACCCUGUGUGAUGUGUCCCAGUGGCUGCAGGGACCCAUGCAGUGCGAGAAAGUGGCGAUCAGCCCCGACUACCUGCUCACCAAACCAACAGGGCCAUCUGGCCGCAUGCUGUUCCACUGGCAGGAGAAAUCACCAUUUCAUGGGGAGCUGCACGUUCACUGCAGGAGCCAGAAUGACCUGCUCCAGUUCUUGGACUCACUGUGUCGCUAUUUGCCUUCCUACUGUGAGGUGCAACCCUUCCGCACAAGUGGGAAAGAGGACCUAGUGAGGGUAGCGGCCUCCGCCCUGGGGGCUGAGGUGGCAGCACUCAGGGAGGGUGUGUCAGCACUGCUCAGCGAUGCCCAAGAGGAAGCAUGCCGAUCGGCCCCGGAGCCCGUAGAGUCAUUCGAUGAGCUGCAGAAGGCCAGGGCCAAGAUGGAGAUGGAAAAGGAGCGGAGCAGGAGACUGAGGAGCCCCCUGGUGGGGGUGGACCAGUAUCGCAGGCUUACCUCUGCAAUGGCUCAGGUCCAGCUGGAGGGGGACGUAGCUGUCCACUCACUUCUGGACACCCUGUCUCCUCUUUCCUUCCUGCCAUGACUUGGUUGGAUAGAUGCAUA
Scleropages formosus (Asian bonytongue) is the source of this 2836-nucleotide messenger RNA. It is a transcript of the gene fancb, whose product is annotated as FA complementation group B. The record is from RefSeq and is a predicted model, not a curated record. The transcript has 9 exons. NCBI's taxonomy places the organism in Eukaryota, Metazoa, Chordata, Actinopteri, Osteoglossiformes, Osteoglossidae. Gene Ontology annotation, cellular component: Fanconi anaemia nuclear complex. Bases 237 to 2816 code for a protein of 859 amino acids. Gene Ontology annotation, biological process: interstrand cross-link repair; positive regulation of double-strand break repair via homologous recombination; replication-born double-strand break repair via sister chromatid exchange.